This is a messenger RNA of Puma concolor (puma), 1920 nucleotides long. RefSeq names its product store-operated calcium entry associated regulatory factor (gene SARAF). The record is from RefSeq and is a predicted model, not a curated record. NCBI's taxonomy places the organism in Eukaryota, Metazoa, Chordata, Mammalia, Carnivora, Felidae. Gene Ontology annotation, biological process: regulation of store-operated calcium entry. Gene Ontology annotation, cellular component: endoplasmic reticulum membrane.
GUGACGUAACACUUGCGCACGGACCUUCGCUGCGGCUCUGCAGACCUUCUCUUCGCCACCGUCCCAGGUGCUGGGUGUUGUCGCGUAGCGGCAAGUUCCGCAGCCAGGGUUCCGGCCCGCGAGCGCCUGGCAGCCGUCCGCUUUUUUCACCGGAGCCAUGGCCGCAGCCGGCGGGCCAGAAGCUACUGGACGCUCUCUCCUUCUCAGCUUCCUCUUGCUUCUGCUGAUCACUGGCCCUGCCCUCGCCUGGAACGACCCUGACAGAAUAUUAUUGCGGGAUGUAAAAGCUCUUACCCUCCACCACGACCGCUAUACCACUUCCCGUAGGCUGGAUCCGAUCCCACAGUUGAAAUGUGUUGGAGGCACAGCUGGAUGUGAUUCUUAUACCCCAAAAGUCAUACAGUGUCAGAACAAAGGUUGGGAUGGUUAUGAUGUACAGUGGGAAUGUAAGACUGAUUUAGAUAUUGCGUAUAAAUUUGGAAAAACUGUAGUGAGCUGUGAAGGCUAUGAAUCCUCUGAAGACCAAUAUGUACUAAGAGGUUCCUGUGGCUUGGAGUAUAAUUUAGAUUACACAGAACUUGGCCUGAAGAAACUGAAAGAGUCUGGAAAAAACUAUGGCUUUAACUCUUUCUCUGAUUAUUAUAACAAGCUGUAUUCCUCAGAUUCCUGUGGCAUCAGUGGAUUGAUUACCGUCAUAGUACUACUUGCUAUUGCUUUUGGAGUUUAUAAAUUGUUCCUUAGUGAUGGUCAAGAUUCUCCUCCCCCAUAUUCUGAGUAUCCUCCGUAUUCCCAUCGUUACCAGAGAUUCACCAACUCUGCAGGACCCCCUCCCGCAGGCUUUAAGUCUGACUUCACAGGACCACCUGGUGCAACUUCUGGUUUUGGCAGUGCUUUCACAGGACAACAAGGAUAUGACAAUUCAGGACCUGGGUUCUGGACUGGCUUGGGAACUGGAGGAAUACUAGGAUAUUUGUUUGGCAGCAAUCGAGCAGCCACACCCUUUUCUGACUCGUGGUAUUACCCAUCUCCUCCUCCUUCGUCCUCCAGCAUGUGGAAUAGCCGUGCCUACUCGCCACUUCGUGGAGCCUCGGGUAGCUAUUCGGCAUAUGCAAGCUCAGAGACGAGAACCAGAACAGCAUCAGGAUAUGGUGGUACCAGAAGACGAUAAGAAAGUAAAAAGUUGAAGUCAAACGUUGGAUGCAAAAUUUCUGACUUUUCAUCAGUUUCUUAAAAAAAAAAAGUGCUACCUGCUAACAACUGGGGAAAGGGGAAUAUGCAAAAGUUCUGUAGUUUUUUUUGUCCUGUAUUGCUUUGUGUGUUGUUACUUGAUAUAUGAGAAAAUGCUUAUGUAGAGAACUGUAUGCUAGUGUAAUAUGCAGUUGUGUUUUAUGGUUUCUGAGAGUGAUGAUUACCAUGGAAAGCUGAAAAUGUAUUUAGUUUCUAAAACCUGUGAUGCCAUUAAGACUGAGGCUUUCUUACCAUUAGAUCCUGCAUACAUAAAACGUCAAUCUUAAGUGGUUUUAGUAUAUGCUUCAUUACUUCAUACAAACGAUAACAAUCUAUUUGGUAUUUACUGUUUGGUGUUUGCUCUGAUAACAUUUAAACCAAGCUUUGGACUACCAAUUAUACUUAUCUGUGUUCUGAUCACUUUUGAGCUCAGGAGCUUUGAACCCUUCAGUGGUGGUGGGGUUCUAAUAAGUGAGAAUGACCUUUUUUGGGAAAAGGUAGAAAAUGAGUAGAAAGUUGUUGUGAAUGAUGUUGUGCUGACAAAAAUGCUUGAAACCUCCAUAUUCAUUUCUUAGGAAGUAAAGUUUAACUGUUUCAGCAAAGGUCUUUUAAUAGCAGAAGCAUGCCGUUCUCUGUGAAUCUCCAAUAUUGUAGCAGUCUGUUUCAGUCUUACAUUAAAAUGACAGGAAAAGU